Penicillium taxi is the source of this 942-nucleotide messenger RNA. RefSeq names its product histidinol-phosphatase. The coding region runs from base 1 to 942 and encodes 313 amino acids. The record is from RefSeq and is a predicted model, not a curated record. Gene Ontology annotation, biological process: L-histidine biosynthetic process. Lineage: Eukaryota; Fungi; Ascomycota; Eurotiomycetes; Eurotiales; Aspergillaceae. Gene Ontology annotation, cellular component: cytoplasm. Gene Ontology annotation, molecular function: histidinol-phosphatase activity. The transcript has 3 exons.
AUGCCGUUCUCCCAUCAUAGCCAUUCAGGUCAAUUUUGCCCUGGCCAUGCCAAAGACUCUUUGGAAGAAGUCAUCCAGACGGCCAUUAGCAAGAAGAUGGAAGUCUUCUGUCUAACAGAGCAUAUGCCCCGACAUAAAGAGGACUUUUACCCAGAAGAGAUCGAAGCUGGCCAAACAGAAGCCUGGCACGAAAGCAAUGAAGCUGAUUACUGGGAAGAAGCCCAGCGCCUGCGCAAGAAAUACGCUUCGCAGAUCAAAAUCAUCAUCGGAUUUGAAAUUGACUGGAUUCGGCCCGAAUCAAAAAUCCUCAUCGAUCGCUCUCUGGCGCGAUUUCCUUUUGAGUUCUUUGUGGGCUCUAUCCAUCAUAUGCACACUGUGCCAAUAGACUUUGACCGGCCUAUGUAUGAGCGUGCACGCGAGCUAGCCGGUGGUACGGACGAGCGUCUGUUCGAAGACUACUUUGAUUACCAGCUUGAUAUGCUGCAGCAUCUGAAGCCUCUCGUUGUUGGUCACUUUGACCUUAUUCGUCUCAAGAGCGAUGAUAUGGAGGCCACUUUCACUCAGUGGCCUGAUGUUUGGAGUAAGAUUUUGAGAAAUCUGGACUUCAUCACCUCUUAUGGAGGCAUGUUGGAGAUAAAUGGUGCGGCAUUGCGGAAGGGGAUGAGAGAGCCGUAUCCCAAGGCUGAGAUUUGCAAGGAGUUCUUGGCACGUGGCGGUCGAUUCUGUCUUUCAGAUGAUAGCCAUGGAGUUGAACAGGUCAGUUUGAACUUUCAUCUUGUACUGAACUUCUUGGAUACUGUUGGUAUCUCGUCUGUGCAUUAUCUCCAGCUGGCAGAGUCACUGGAGCUGUCCACAGCACCCGAUUCUCGUUUUCCGCUCACGCAAAUCGCUUCUGUUUCAACGGAAGAUUUGAAGCAGAUGGCCUUCUGGAGAGCGAAGUGA